Haplochromis burtoni (Burton's mouthbrooder) is the source of this 8469-nucleotide messenger RNA. It is a transcript of the gene gpr156, whose product is annotated as G protein-coupled receptor 156. Gene Ontology annotation, cellular component: membrane; G protein-coupled receptor heterodimeric complex. Gene Ontology annotation, biological process: gamma-aminobutyric acid signaling pathway; G protein-coupled receptor signaling pathway. The transcript is spliced from 9 exons. Gene Ontology annotation, molecular function: G protein-coupled GABA receptor activity. The record is from RefSeq and is a predicted model, not a curated record. NCBI's taxonomy places the organism in Eukaryota, Metazoa, Chordata, Actinopteri, Cichliformes, Cichlidae. Bases 4377 to 6824 code for a protein of 815 amino acids.
GUCCCAUCUGCCACACGCAGGUCCCCGAGGGGCCCCUGUACCGUACUGGACCCACAUUGUCACAAUCGUGCACCGCAUCACGCUUUGAAUUCGCUUUUUUGGAGAGAGAAACAGAGAGAGAGAGAGAGACAGACAGACAGACAGACAGACAGAGAGAGAGAGAGAGAGACACAGUAUCUCCCACACACACUCGCUCACACUCGCGCCCUCCCCUUCCUCCGUGCGCAAAGGAGGACUCCAGAGUUCUGCUGAACUUCUCCAGAGUGACGGGCUCUUUCCGGAGUGACGGGCGGGAAUCGUUCCAAGUGUGCGGCCGCGAAAGCCAUGUAGCAAUGUUAGAUAAGGAACUAUAUUUUAAUUUAUUUUCAGUUUUUAUUAUCAUAAGGUUUCUGAGUCUGGCGACAUGGAGUCCGAGACGGGACGAAGCAAUGGGAUCCUGCGUGCGGUUUGAAGAUCGAGGUUUGUUCUUUUGAAGUCAUUAUUUUCUUCUUCUUCUUCUUCUUCUUCUUCUUCUGCUUCUUCUUCUUCUUCUUCUUCUCAGCGGGUUUAGCUGACAAAUUGGCUGCUUUACUGUACAGCCUACUAAUUACAGCCAUGAGCGGUCGCCUCUUUUACCGGAUAGGAUCGCACUUCACAGCUGAUUAUGCUACCGAACCCGGAGGAAGGCUUAUUUUCUUUAAGCGAUCUCGUACAGGUGUUUUAUCCAAUAUUCAAAUUUUUAUAGCUCAUAAACCAUUGCUUUCUUCUUCACUUUAUUUUAAUGUUAUCUGUUUCUCUUUUUUAUUGGUGCUUCAUUACAAAGCAGUGAUGACACGCACGUUUCAUGCAGUUUAUGCUCUGUGCAAAGUCUGGACGGUAUGGCUAAAAUCAGAUGAAAUUUAUCUGGACCCAUACUAAUGACAUAAUAUUUUAAUAUGAUGCUUGCAUGGAUCCACAUGCAAUCCUUGUAUGUUAUAUCUACAGUAUCUACUCUCAUGAUAAUGACUAAAUAAUUAGGCUAAUAACAUAAGGUUUCUCUAUAGUUUUUUCUUGGUAAAAUUUAAACUGAUACGCUGAGAACUCAUCAGAUUUUCUGCUUGUAUAGUCAAAUUACUUCCGUUCUCAGAGAAAAUAUACAUUUUGAUGAAUUGAUGUCUCUAUAAAAUAUAUAAUCCAGAACCUCCAAAAAAAAUGGAUGAUGUGCCCAGAAAUGGCCUGAGGUGGGAUUUUAGUGCCAGUAAUUGCGUUCUAAAUCAGCUUAGGGAAUAAACUUAUAAACGGAUUACUGGCUAUGAAGGAAUGUUUCAAUAAUGGCCCCUGAACCAGGCUUUACAUCUGAUGGUUACAACACUCUAAUCUUAAAAGAUGAACAGAGUGAUUGACAGAAAAAUGAAUGGGCUUUACUCCAAUUUUUAAUAAGAAUUAAGAAUUUAAGAAAAUGUGUCCCAAAGGGAGGCACAGUGGUACACCCCUGUUACCAACAUUUAAAGACACUCACUUUAUUUUAUUUGUUUAUUUAUUUUAAGGCAGCGAAACUGCGAUGAUUCUUAAAUUAUUUAACCUACGGCUCUAUAGUGUCAUUUACAGAUUAAGCUUACAAAUUAAACAUUCCCGAGUCGAUCCAGGAAGGAGAUAUAAAUCCCUUUGGGGUUAUCAGGAAGGGAAUCUGGUGUAAAAAGAAAUCUGCCAAAUUAAACAUGUGGAACUACUGGCUGUGGUUUUCUAUUUAGUUUAAAAUGCAAGAAGAAUAAAUAUAAUUGUAAUAAAUAUAAUUUUCAAACUUGUUGCUUUUUUUUAAAUGGAGAUGUCAUAAAAUACAUUUAAAAAGGAUUAUCCUGUAACAACAAAAGACUUAGAAAUAGUCCUCAACAUAAAGUGAGGAAUAAUUUUUGAAUUUCAUUUUCUGUGGUGCAUAAAACUAUGAAACAAUUCAGAGAAUAGAGAGAAAUCUUUUCACAUAAAGGAAAAAGCCAAAAGUGAUGAUUGGGCUUUUGGACAUUUGCAUUAAACAAGAAAAAGAAAUAUGGUGGAAAUCACUUCACAGCUCAGAAACACUGCUAACAACCACUGAGAGUGAGCACAGUUUUUGCUGCAUUCAGAAAUACAAGUGAAAGUUUUAUUAUGCAAAGACAAUACCAUAAACACUAUAUGCCUCUCUGGGUCUGAGUCAUCUAAAACAGGCAGGUGCAGAGACUAUCAUUGCACAGAUACAAGCCACAGUCUGUGAAACUUGCCAUGAAGGAACCAUUAAUACUAAACAGCAUAUACAGUUUUUAGGUUCUGAGCAAUAUUUUCCAGCUAAAUCCUUUCAACCACAGACCCUGUAAGAAUCUGGGUGCUGAACUGGCCUGCCUGGAGUCCAGUGCUGUCAAUCUCUGAAAACAUUUUUGUCAUGAAAUUGGCUCUGAAAUUUCAAUCUGCUGGCAUAUCAAGCACACCUGGGGGGGAAAUGCCAUUCACAAGAGCAAUUUGUCUCUGUAGUUCCCAAAGGUGAGAAUGUUAUGAAAAGAAGAGGUGACACAACACAGUGGGAAACAUAUCCCUGUUCCAACAUCUUUGAAAUGUGUUUUUGGCAUCCAUUUCAAACUGUCACGUCCCAAAAUGUGCUGUUAUUUUCCACAAAGCAAUGUUUCUCAAUAUCUGAUACGUUGUCUAUGAAGCGAGUCAAAUGCAGGGUUCAAAUGAUUUGCAAAUCACUGCAUACAGUUUUUUAUUUAUUUAUUUAUUUUUUAAGACAAACUUAUAAGUACAAAAGUGAAAGCCCCGCUGCAGGCACAUUAAGCCCAUUAGGCCCAUCCCAUGUUUAAAGUAAGACAAUCAAGGCUACAGGUAGCUCAGGUAUUACUUGCGGUUUAGCCUUCAGGACUUCAAAAGACACUCCUCAUGAUUAUUCUGAACUGUCAAAACAUGUCCAUAAAACCAAGCUCAGCUUGGAGUCUAGCACUGCUCUCCCUGCUUACACUGUGACCCCCUCACAGUUGGAUGUUGACCUCUGCAGGGGGGUGGGUUUUGGCCUAAGCUGAAAGCUACAGAGGCAGGAUUCUGAGAAAAAACUUGCGGAAAUGCCUCUCGCUGACGGCUUUUCCUGCAGGAAGCAGAAGAACUGUGAUCUAAACUUGGAAAGUGACAAAAGGAUAUGAACAGGAACUCCAGACAUUUCCUAGAUAUAUUGAAAAGAUGGCUUCUUUGUUCAGAAAACACCCUUAAUAUUUGGAAAUGCCUUAUACUUUACAUUACUGUCAGCCCUGCUUAAUCAUUUUCACUCAGGAGCUUGCAAAUGGGAUGUUUUUAUGCCACACUGCUACACUACACUAUUUCUGCACAAUUCCCCCUUUCAUUUUGAUUGAUCCCAUAACUGAACAGCCCCAGAGCCUUUCAGGUUACCUUAGUCAUUCUACAAAGGCGAGACGUGUGAUGCCUAAUAGCACUCUACUCACAUAAACACCCACCGGUCUGCCAAUUUGUAUCGAUACAAGUAGUCUUACAUCGUCUUAGCAACAUGUGGCUGAGUCACAGCAGCGAUUACAACGAUCAGACUCUCGUCUGUCCUAGUUACAGCUCACAGUAUCAUGUGAGACCAUGCCGCAUAAUUAAACGUGCAACAUGUCAGUGCAGCCCAGAGCAGCCUCAUAAAAAUUCCUGCGGCAAGAGUGACAAACUGUUGUUUGGCAUUAAAGUUUACCUCUUCAGUUGCAGAUGCUUUAAAUUAAAGGUAUAAUUGUGAAUUGUUUGGCUGUCGGGGAAAUCUUAACCCUGAAAUGUUAACUUUGAUAUGCUAAAUUAGCUCUGCUGGUCCUUUUUCUUUUGCCUGGUCAAUGUGAAAAUGUGUGUUGUCACAGGCUGUGGUCCACUGUUUGCUAGUUUACCUCACAAGGUGAUGGUAAAAAUUGAGGAUAAGCAGAAACAGAGUUCCUGUUGUACAUGUUUAUUAUUUUAAAGUUGGAAAUACCACUAAUGCCUAAUAACAUCUCUUAUUUAUAUUCUAGUAAUUCUAAUAUUCUUGUCUGUUUAAAAUGCCUGUUUCUGUUUGGGCUGCUAUCUAUGCAAUGCACAAUCACUGUCUCUGUCCCUGUCACUCCUCGUCUCAGAGGUUUCUGUCAGAGCACCACACUGUGGUGGCUUCAGGUCCUACAACUGUCAGGUGAAUCAUAAACCUGGAAACAGAAGCAAAAUGCCACUACAUGUGUUUUCUUGGUCUCUAGUAUCUUGUGGAAUUUAGUACAUUGGUCCAUUAGUAAGAUAAAUAAUUAUACAGUAAAAAUGUUAUCGCAAAACAGGAAUAAGUGAUUUUAGUGUUUUCGGGUUUUUUUCACAAAGAGCAGUGUGUUUCUUCUGUCCGUUUCAUCACAUCUAUCACAUCAUCAAAUCUAUUGAUUGCUUAACAGGAUGUUUUUGUGAUGGUGGACGGACUGGUGCCAAUCAUGGAGCCUGAGCUGAACUGCAGCUCCCAGUGUGAGUCCCCAUUUUGCUUCAUCCAAUCUGGAGUCAGCAGGCAGGACAGCCUCGACGUUCUGCAGAGGCUAUGCAGUCUCAGCACGAUGGUAGCAGAGCUCCCGAGGCGCUCUCUCUCAUCGGUGCUAAUUGCUGUGGUAUGGACGCUCCUCUCCUGUGGAAUCCUGUUGGCAUUUUGCUUCCUCCUUUUCACCCUGCGCUUCAAAAACAACAGGAUAGUAAAGAUGUCCAGCCCCAACCUCAAUGCCCUGACUCUCUGUGGAAGUGUCCUCACCUAUAGCAGCGGUUUCCUGUUUGCCGUCGAAGAAAGUGGAGCAUCUAUAGCUGUUCUACAAACUCGCAUGUGGAUGCUUUGUGUAGGCAGUACCCUGGUGUUUGGCCCAAUUUUGGGGAAGACAUGGAGACUGUACAGGGUGUUCACGCAGCGCGUGCCGGACAAGAGAGUGAUAAUCAGGGACAUCCAGUUGAUGGGUAUGGUGGCUCUGUUGAUCCUGGUGGACAUGCUGAUUCUCACCGCUUGGAACCUCACCGACCCCAUCAGGUGCUCACGAUCUGUGGGAGCUGUUGUCAAGGUGAUGGAAAGAGAUGUUUCCUACUCGUUGUCGCAGCUGGUUUCUUGUACUUCUUUGUACUCAAAUCUGUGGAUCAUUAUUGUUGCUGUCCAAAAGGGUUGUCUUCUCCUCUAUGGCACUUAUCUAGCUGGACUGACAAGUAAUGUCAGCCAUCCCCCAGUCAACCAGUCUCCUACAAUCAUUACAUGCGUCACUUUGGUCACCUGCUCCUCCGCCGUUGCCACCCCCGUGUCCAUCUUCCUGCAGACUUGGCCCAACCUGGUCUACAGUACUGUGGCUGGAGCCAUCUUCAUCUGCACGCUGGCUACAAACUGCAUGCUGUUUGUGCCUCAGCUGACCCAGUGGCGACAGUUUGAAGAAGAUCAGAACAACCCGAGUCAGAUGGCCAAGUAUUUCAGCAGCCCCAGUAAGAGUCAGCCAUCUGUGUACAGUCAGGAUGAAAUCUUCUACCUGCUGGGGGAAAACAGCUCAAUGAAGAAACUCCUUAAUGAGAAGAACGCCGUGAUCGACAGUCUCCAGGAGCAGGUGAACAACGCCAAGGAUAAACUCCUGAGACUCAUGUCAGCGAGCCAGCACCCUGAGGACCAAGACAUGGACUCCUCUGCCACUAACCUCAACUCAUCCUCCACUCAGACGACCGAGCUCCAGUCGGAAGGCCCCUCUACUUGUUCUCAAUCUCAGAAAGACACUAAAUCAACACUCUCGCCCUCUGCUCUCUCGCCUCACCUCACUGCUGCUCAUGGUUCAUUAUCUGCUGUUACACCGUCCUCUGCUCCUUCCUCUAUUUCAAACUACUCCGCUCCCAUUUCUGUUUCCUCCCCUCUUCCCACCAAAAUCCCUGCUUGUGAAACUCAAAACAAUGCAUCUGCUCUCAAACGGGACGCAUCCCUCCCGUUUAUGGGUUUACUCAGGACACCAGAGGAGACAGUUCAAUUUGUGACCUCUCUACAGUACCGACGAGGGUUGAACCCCUCUAUGGCUGAAACCUUUGGUAGUUAUAGUGGCCUAAAUAUUCAGGUGGGACCAAAUACUAAACCAGCUGGUUUUGUUAGUAGCGAACAGUUGCAGGAGAUCCUACAGGAACUCAGCGUGGAUGCAAUCACGGAAACCACGCUUCGAUCUCCCGAUCAGGCGCCCAGGAUACCUUCUCAGCAAAAACUGACCAGAGACUCUACACUCUCCCCUCUCUCCCCACGGACACCCUGCUCCCUUCCCUCUCCUGCACUCUUUCGCUACCCUAGCAUCUCGCCUUAUACCAUGAGAAAAAGGCGGCGGCCCUUUCACUCCUCCAGAGGAGGUUUAGCUCCUCCCUGCUUCUACACAGGCUCUGAGGUUCCUGGCUGUGCAAGAGCAAGAGACACAUGUGCGCUCCCAAGUCCAGAAGAUAUUACUGUGGAUGAUAACUGUAUCCCACAUCACAACAGUGACCUUGAAGAGGGAAAGGAGGAGGAGGACACGAAAGUGCGUGAAGUAGUGAGAACAUGUCAGGGGUGUGUUUCAAGGCUCCCGAGAUGUUCGGUCGUGCAUUGUGAAGAACAAAACCGUAAAGCUCCAGAGGAUGUGGGAGCAGGCGGUGAUAACGAGCAGCACCGCAGACACAUUCGAGACUCAUGUGGGUACUCGGACUCAGACUCCAGCAGCUCAACCGAUUACUGCUACUACCACCGUCCUUACUGUGACUCCUGCCUGCAGCGAGGCUCCCUCCUGUACUCAGACAGCUCCUCAGACUCCUCUGACAGCGAGUAUGAUGACUACUUGAGCCUCUACCGCUCACCACGCCCUGUGGUAUUCAAAGAAGACCUCAAACCCACCUUCGUAUGAACACGUUUACUGCACUUUACACAUUUAUCCAGUUCCAAAACUUGAAUGAAUAUUCUCAGAAAGGUUGCUAAAACGGAUGUACUUCUGUGAUGGGGGACAUUCGACAGUAGCUUACAGUAUAGGAACUUUACAUCCCAGAGAUUGUUGUUUUUCUGUGUUGCACCAUAGGUCACAGUGACUGAUUUAUGAGACUAAAACUUUUGUAGCUUAAAAACACAUAAUGCUGUUUACUUUUUAGUUACUUGUGGCAUUAUUUGGAUUAUUUGGAUUACUAUUUCUACUGUCUGAUGAAAACCUUUGACACUUACAGUACUGUGCAAAAGCCUUGAGUUACUCAUUUAUUUAUAUUUAGUUUCUUUUAAUUCUUUGAGUGGUUCUGAAGGACAUUUGUCUUUGGACAUUGGCUGCUUUUUCUUUCUUUUUCACAUGAGACGCAUGUUUUUUUCUGUGUUUGUUUUUUGUUAAUCUUUUUAACACUUACCUUUGAAUAAUUCAAACAUAAAAAGUGUUUGAUGACAAUGAUAACAGACAACUUAUCAAAAAAUUUUUUAAAUUGUAUGUUUAGGCACUUUGUUACUAGCAGCCGUUCCAAAAUGCAUAAUUUGUUUCCAUUUCCUUAAUCCAUAAAAAUAAAUGCCGAAGAUAACACAUUUUCACAGAUAUAAAACACAGUUUUUGCACCACGAAUUGAUUCUCAAGGUGCUAUCAGCCCACGAUAUUUCUUAUGAAUUAUAGUUUCAGUUUUCCUCAACAUAUAUGUGGGAGACCAGGAGAGAGGUGCAACAAUGAGUGCCUACAGCCAUCUGUAAAACACCGCGGAGGCUCUGUCAUGGUUUGGGAUUUCCUUUCAAGUAGUGGUUUUGGAGAUCUUGUCAAAAUUGAUGGAAUUAUAAAUGCAGAGCCCCAGCUCGGACAGUCUUGGUUGUUGUGUCCUUGUUGUGUCCUUGGGCAAGACACUUCACCUACCGCCUACUGGUGAUGGCCAGAGGGGCCGAUGGCGCAAUAUGGCAGCCUCGCUUCUGUCAGUCUGCCCCAGGGCAGCUGUGGCUACAACUGUAGCUUGCCUCCACCAGUGUGUGAGAGUGAAUGAAUAGUGGAAUUGUAAAGCGCUUUGAGGGCCCCAAAAAGCGCUAUAUAAAUGCACUCUAUUAUUAUUAUUAAAAAACAUCCAAAGAAGAGUUUUUUUGUCCUUCAAGAAGCCCGGAGAACUAUUACUGAAGACUACUUAAAGAAAUUACAAGAAAGCUUGCCUAAGAGAGUUCAGCAUGUGUUAAAGAAUAAAGGUGGUCAUACUUGUACAAACUCUGUUUCUUUCCUUAUAUACUGUAUUUCUAUUUAUAUUUAUGCAUCUAUUUCAUAUUUUCCUGGCAAAAUAUUGUGAACUGAGGAAAUCAGGACUUUUGCACAGCACUGUAGACAGGUGCUUUGUUAGUUAACUCAUGUAAGUUCUCAAAAUAUACUGACAGAAGAGACACAAUAAUGAAAAAUGACAUAAACAGAUGCAACAUAAAAGGUUUUCACAGAACAAAUGUGCGCUCUAUUAUCAAUUGUGCAAUUCUGUAUUUAUUUCUGUAUUUAUUUGUUGAUGUUUUGGUGCCCAGAAUUACUUUAUGUUUCUUUUAUUAUAAACAUUCCUUAAAAUGUU